AUGACCAUCAAGACCGGUUGUCUGUCGUGUAACGGCGAUUUCGACGCCGUAGCCGCGCCAUGUCCCCCACUCAGCACUGCGCCGUCGGUCGAAUCAUCGACCCGGCUUCAGCGUCGAGAGACGGGUUUCGUCGGCUUUCUUCCCGAUGCAGCGUCGACCACCGACGAAAGCCGCUCGACAGACGCCCGUCGGGAGGUCGGCUGA
Messenger RNA from Soboliphyme baturini, 204 nucleotides. NCBI's taxonomy places the organism in Eukaryota, Metazoa, Nematoda, Enoplea, Dioctophymatida, Soboliphymatidae. The record is from the annotation of a GenBank genome assembly.